Molecule: messenger RNA, 1011 nt
Organism: Cryphonectria parasitica EP155
Lineage: Eukaryota; Fungi; Ascomycota; Sordariomycetes; Diaporthales; Cryphonectriaceae
Product: HisG-domain-containing protein
Exons: 3
Coding region: 1-1011 (336 amino acids)
Biological process (GO): L-histidine biosynthetic process
Cellular component (GO): cytoplasm
Molecular function (GO): magnesium ion binding; ATP phosphoribosyltransferase activity
Source: RefSeq, a predicted model, not a curated record
AUGCACAAUCCGCUGACACCUGCGCUAAGCCUAGAAGGACGGCUGCUCUUCGCCGUGCCCAAGAAGGGCCGUCUGCAGCAAGCCACCCUCAACCUCCUCGAGGGCGCCGACAUACAAUUCCGCCGCGAGAACCGCCUCGACAUCGCGCUCGUCAAGAACCUCCCCAUCGCGCUGGUCUUCCUCCCCGCCGCCGACAUCCCGACGUUCGUGGGCGAGGGCCAGGUUGACCUGGGCAUCACCGGCUACGACCAGGUCCAGGAGUACGAGGCCGGUGUCAGGAGUACGGCCCGGGCGCGGCGCAUGUCCGGCGAUGUCACUCCUGCGGACGGCAAGCCCAGGGGCUGCGAGACGGUCAUGGACCUGGGCUUCGGGGCGUGCAAGCUCCAGGUGCAGGUCCCCGUGAAGGGCACAUACACCAGCGGCCAGCACCUGAUAGGGAAGAACAUCGGCACCAGCUUCGUCCACCUGGCCGAGGAAUACUUUGCCAGGCUGGAGUUGGAGCAGGACGGCGCCACGGCUGACGCAGAGGGCUGGACUCCGGAUCGGAAACUGCGGACCAAGAUCGUGGAGCUGAGCGGCAGUGUCGAGGCGGCAUGCGCCCUGGGCGUUGCAGAUGGUAUUGUUGACCUCGUCGAAUCUGGCGAGACUAUGAAGGCUGCAGGCCUUGAAGCCAUCGAUACCGUAGUGGAAUCCUCCUCGAUCCUGAUCAAGUCGAAGGCCCCGACACACCCAGACAUGGUCGAACUUAUCGCAUCCCGCAUCCGUGGCGUCAUCACAGCGCAGAGAUAUGUUCUCUGCCAGUACAACGUGCCAAGAAGCCACCUCAAGGAGGCAACUUCCAUUACACCCGGCAAGCGGGCGCCCACAGUGACGCCGCUCGAGGAAGAAGGCUGGGUCGCUGUCAGCUCCAUGGUGGAGAAGAAGAAGAUCGCACCAGCUAUGGACGAGCUUGUCAAGGUCGGGGCAACGGACAUUCUGGUGCUGGAUAUCCACAACUCUCGUGCAGGCUAA